Molecule: messenger RNA, 1462 nt
Organism: Exaiptasia diaphana
Lineage: Eukaryota; Metazoa; Cnidaria; Anthozoa; Actiniaria; Aiptasiidae
Product: speckle-type POZ protein B
Exons: 8
Coding region: 224-1315 (363 amino acids)
Biological process (GO): proteasome-mediated ubiquitin-dependent protein catabolic process; regulation of proteolysis
Cellular component (GO): cytoplasm
Molecular function (GO): ubiquitin protein ligase binding
Source: RefSeq, a predicted model, not a curated record
ACCAACUUCGUUUCGGAAUCAGAAGCAAAGAUAUUUUUAAUUUCUCAUGUCUGACUGAUGCCUGUUCUGAUCAAAACGCACUGUAAGGGCAUUGUCUAAUUCCUAGCCCCCAACAUAAAGCGAGAGAAUCCGAAAAGCCCGUUUAACAAAGGAUUCAGAUCCGUUCUGGUAAUAAAUUAUUGUAAAGCUGGCUGAAGCAGUUUGUUCACAGACCWCUGCUAGAAUGUCAUCUACGCCAGUUGCUGAAAACUGGUGCUAUACACAGAUCAAAGUCAUCAAAUUCUCAUAUAUGUGGACAAUAAAUAAUUUCAGCUUUUGCCGAGAGGAAAUGGGAGAAACUUUGAAAAGUUCUACAUUUUCAGCGGGAGCCAAUGAUAAAAUGAAAUGGUGUUUACGUGUCAAUCCAAGAGGUCUGGAUGAAGAAAGCAAGGACUAUCUCUCACUAUACUUACUUUUAUUAUUAUGUAACAAAAGUGAAGUCAGAGCGAAGUUUAAGUUUUCUAUUUUAAAUGCAAACAGAGAGGARACUAAGGCAAUGGAAAGCCAAAGAGCUUAUCGGUUUGUACAAGGCAAGGAUUGGGGAUUUAAAAAGUUUAUUAGAAGGGAUUUCUUAAUGGAUGAAGCGAAUGGUUUACUGCCAAAUGAUACGUUGACACUCUUCUGUGAGGUAUCCGUUGAGGGUGACUCUGUCAAUGUUUCUGGCUCGUCCCAUUCUUCAGCKUUAAAAGUUCCUGAAAGCAAGCUAUCAACGGAUAUGGAAAAACUAUUAAAUAAUGGCACAUUCAGUGAUACAGUSCUAGUGGUAGACGGUCGGGAAUUCUACGCGCAUAAAGCAAUCCUAGCAGCUCGAUCUCCAGUCUUUAAUGCUAUGUUCGAGCAUGAAAUGACAGAAAGUCGUAAAGGGAGAGUUGAAAUUUCCGAUAUCGAUCCAGAUGUAUUYAGUGAGAUGUUAAAGUUCAUCUAUACAGGAAAUACACCACAAAUACAAGGGAUGGCAGAGGAUUUAUUGGCUGCAGCGGAUAAAUACGAUCUUGAGAGACUAAAAGUUAUGUGUGAAGAAGCUCUUUGUAACAAUCUGACAGUAGAUAAUGUUUGUGAUAUUCUCAUCUUGGCGGAUAUGCACAGCGCAAAACAACUAAAAGGACAAUCAUUGGACUUCAUCAAUAGCCACGCAACAGACGUCAUGGAUUCUACUGGCUGGAAGACUUUAGUUUGCGAUCAAGCACAUCUUAUAGCUGAAGUGUUUAAAUCGUUUUUAGCCUCGACCCAGACUCCUUGUAUAGGUCCUCCAAGGAAGAGGCAGAAGACGUCAUAAUCRAUUGUAGUUGAAUAUUCUUGAAUCCUUGUAAUAUAAUGGUGUAAAUAUAAACACUCUCUAGCCAUAUUUAUAGUCUCCAGCAUUACAUUGUAUAUUUUCAGUGGUUUGGGGGUGUUCAAAUAUAAACUUUAAUGAAUAUGCCUA